Molecule: messenger RNA, 792 nt
Organism: Racocetra fulgida
Lineage: Eukaryota; Fungi; Glomeromycota; Glomeromycetes; Diversisporales; Gigasporaceae
Source: the annotation of a GenBank genome assembly
AUGCAACGGGAAAUUACAUUAAUAAUGAUGGAUAUUGAUAGGUGGGAUGAAUGGGUUUCUGAAUCAAGAAUUCUUAAGAUGACAGAAGAAAACAUUGCGGCCACAACAAAAAUAAAGCAAAUUCAAGCAGCGCCUCCGAAUAAUUCAUCAUCAUCAGUUUUUGUGCAAAUUGAAUCGAUUGAUGAGAUGCUGUUGCCCAAUACAACUACACAAAAUGAACAAAAUUCAAAAACAUCUAAUUUUAAAAAUCGCAUCUUAAAACGUACUGUUGAUCAAGGGCAAGCAAUAGCGAGCACAUCAGGCAAAAAUGCGAAAAGGGCAAAAAAGUGCAAGAUUUCUGUUGAAAUUACAGAUGAAGGAAUGCUUCGACUUGUUGACGAAUGGCAGUGGAACACUAAAAAUCAACUCCUUGUUUAUCCUAUGCCACGACCCAAGACGGUUAAUGAUAUUUUGGAAGAUUUCUUUGAUUUUAAAAUGGAGAAGCUUAAAGAACAAAGUAAAACGUCUAUAGGCAGAAAUAGAGGACGUAUAACUAAAACACAAGAAAUAGCAGCGAGGGAUGUAACAAAUGGUAUCAAACAAUACUUUAAUGAAGCACUUCCAAUAUAUUUACUUUAUCGAUUUGAGCGUCAACAAUAUGUCGAAAUGACAGAAAAAUAUCCAAAAAAAGAAAUGUCAUCUAUUUAUGGGGCUGAGCAUUUGAUGCGACUUGUCGAACUAGUUCAUGCAGUGCAAAUGAAAGAGCAAAAAGCCGAGAGUUUAGAACAAAUAUUUAACGAACUAGCAAGGUAA